This is a messenger RNA of Parnassius mnemosyne (clouded apollo), 1293 nucleotides long. The record is from the annotation of a GenBank genome assembly. Lineage: Eukaryota; Metazoa; Arthropoda; Insecta; Lepidoptera; Papilionidae.
AUGGACGAAGAAAAUAAAAUAAAUACAGCAGAUGAAAAUGAUAAUGAAAUAAAAGUUGAACAUGGUAAAGAUGUGUCUCAAAUAACAGAUACGACAGAUGAUGCUGGGCCUUCAGGGUUUAUACCACUGCCUGGUGAAAUACUUCAUACUCCAAAAAGCAUUUUCCAGCCUAAGACUGGAAUAUCUAAAUCAGAACACAGUAUACGACAAAUUAUCACAACCAAAGAUGUUGCAAAUGCAUUAAAACUUUCAUCAUUUAGUUUCAGUCCCAAAACCGAAGCAUUAAAAAACAUAAAUUUUAAAGAACUUAAAAUACCAACAUUAUACAAAAAUGAAAACAAUGAACAAUGUGAUGCAACAACGUUUUUAGAACUAAAACAAUUUGUAGCUUCGUGUUUCCAAACUAAUAAAGAUGUUCAUAAUUUUGCAUUAGCAGAAGUUCCAAAUGUUCAAAAUGUGCACACAGCCAUAAGUUCCAUUAUCCAUGAGCCCACACACGAUGAACCUAAUCUAAACUGCAUUCAAAAUGUUAAUACGACCAUAACUGACACUCUUAAUAUUUCAAAUGAAAUAAGAGGUCCAGAUUUGAAUUUAAUCGAAACAAAACAGUCGAAAUAUACAGAAGGAAACAAAAAGAAAACUUCUGGAAACCUCUCAGAUAAAUCAGAUUAUGGACUAGCUCCUAGAGAUUCACUUUCAAGUAUUGGUUCUAAUGUUUGUAGAAUUUGUAUGACCAAGGGGCGUGAGAGGUUGAUUUCACCUUGCAACUGUAAAGGUUCUUUAGCAAAUGUUCAUUUAUCGUGUUUAGAGAGGUGGCUUAACCAAGUCGGUAGAAACCAUUGUGAACUUUGUGGUUUCAGCUAUCCAGCAAUUCGCACACCUCGAUAUACCGUACUUCAAGCACUACGAUUGUGGUUCGGUAACCCUCGUAACAGGACCCAUUUGCAGUCUGACUGUCUGAUUUUUUGGUUGCUGUCCACCGUCACCGCAGGUCUGUUGGCGGUAUGCAUCGUUGGCACUCAGUACUUUGUAAUUGAGGGCAACAAAUUCGGUAAGCUCGAUGCAGGUGCUAGAAAAGAUGAAGGUAUUUCCCAUCGAAUAACAGAAACUGCUAUGGAUUUCUUCAUGGCUAUAGUACUUUGCGGCUACUCGGUUACGGUGUAUCUUUUAUGGAAGGAUCACUACGUUAUGUGGAAUCGUUGGCGACGAGCUAACGUUAAUGUUAGAUUGCUGUUGUCACCAGAUGCGAAUCCCGUGCCGUUUGUACCAAGACCUAGAUAUAACGUUGUUUGA